AUGAACCACCACAGAAAACCAAGCGACGCCAGCAGCUCGUCCUCGCUGGACUCUCGCCCAUCCACGAGCAGCAGGUCCGACAUGUCAGUCGACUGGGAUCCCCUGCGUCUCCACCCCCCACAGGCCCGAGGCCUUGCUCCGCUGCUUCCGGCGCCUCUGCCUAGGGAAGUCGCCCGCCCUAGCAGCAGAAGCAGCAGCAGCCGCUGGCAUCAGCCACGCGAGUUACGGCAAAUACGAUCCUCACACAACCUCAAAGGCGAUGCACGUCGUCAACCAAUGCAGCACACGUACCAGCCGUCCAACACCAUCAUCUACGGCGGCUUCGACUUUGGAUUCGAUGCCACGGACGCCACAGCUAGCAGCAGCAGGAGGAGGGAACCCUCUCCGUCACCAAGCAUAGCAAGCAGUGUUAGCAGCAACUGCAGCAUCAGCGGGUCUGAUGAGGAGAUAUCGGCCAUGAUGGCCGGGGGUCUGGCCCCUGCCCCCGCCCCACGGCCCCGCCCCCGACCCCGCCACCAAGACGGGACGGGCUUGGACAACGGCGCCGAAUACUUUAUCCGGCGCGGCGGGUGGAAGAGACGGGGCAUUGUUUUCGACGCCGGGACACCUCUCGCUGGCGAGGACGAGACUUUUGAGAUUUGA
This is a messenger RNA of Canariomyces notabilis, 642 nucleotides long. RefSeq lists its product as uncharacterized. Bases 1 to 642 code for a protein of 213 amino acids. The transcript has a single exon. NCBI's taxonomy places the organism in Eukaryota, Fungi, Ascomycota, Sordariomycetes, Sordariales, Chaetomiaceae. The record is from RefSeq and is a predicted model, not a curated record.